CUAAUCUUGAAUCUGAUCACAGAACAGUUCGCUCAUACCACCUUCCCCUAUCUAAUUUUUCGGCCAUGCAUCACAUAUAUGAUGAUCCAUUGCUCAAGAGCCUACUGGGUUACCUUCCGCCAAGCCUCAGAGAUCCAGCCAUGAUCUUACCGGUCAUUGUCGGCUUCUACGUGAUAUUUCUAGGACUUUGCCUCACUGGAGCACUGAGUCGACAAGGAAAACAGAUUAAGAAAGUGAAGGAUAAGAGAAAGGACGAGCAGUUCGCUCUGGAUUCAGAUGAUGAGAAGGACUGGAGAGAAUUUCAGGCCAGCAUCAGAAAAGAAGAUUAGAUUCUGUAAUAUUUUGGAGUUGGGUGUGAACCUGGAUCUCUUGUAAAUACCCCGAAGUCAAUGUAUAAGUGUUAAAGGAG
Mollisia scopiformis is the source of this 409-nucleotide messenger RNA. RefSeq lists its product as uncharacterized. The record is from RefSeq and is a predicted model, not a curated record. The transcript has 2 exons. Lineage: Eukaryota; Fungi; Ascomycota; Leotiomycetes; Helotiales; Mollisiaceae. Bases 66 to 329 code for a protein of 87 amino acids.